Molecule: messenger RNA, 2102 nt
Organism: Hypomesus transpacificus
Lineage: Eukaryota; Metazoa; Chordata; Actinopteri; Osmeriformes; Osmeridae
Product: insulinoma-associated protein 2
Exons: 1
Coding region: 71-1711 (546 amino acids)
Biological process (GO): neuron differentiation; regulation of cell cycle process; negative regulation of transcription by RNA polymerase II
Cellular component (GO): transcription repressor complex; nucleus
Molecular function (GO): DNA-binding transcription repressor activity, RNA polymerase II-specific; RNA polymerase II cis-regulatory region sequence-specific DNA binding
Source: RefSeq, a predicted model, not a curated record
CUCAUCACCGGGGACUGUGCGCUUUCCGCCUACACUUCAAAGUGGACUUGAGGAUCUGUCCGGCGUCAACAUGCCCAGAGGAUUCUUAGUUAAAAGGAGUAACAAACGUACCUCUUCGUCGUCCUACCGAGCACGCACAGUCAACGAUGAGCAGCCCUGUGCGGAUUUCCCUUUGCAAACAUUGGAGGGGUCAACCAGUGUGCCGGUUGAGUUCCCGAACCUCCCGGUUCCUGUGGACGCCAGUGAGCCGUGGACCUGCGUCCCGGUUGAAGCGGACCAGGCGCAGCUACCUGAGGGUGCUGAACGAGUGGAGGUCAACAUGGACUUUGGUAAAUACGCCUUCACUGACCUGGAGCACGACAGCUCUCCGGGCCGGGCGGACCUCUCUUACAGCCCGAUAAAACCAGUUGGCACAGAGUUGGAGAAAUCAUUCUUCGACCGGUGUCUGACCACAGCGACUGCAACAGAACCGUUCCCAAUGCCCACCCCAGUGUCGUCUAUUGAAAGACUACUGAUGAACCAUGCUUCGUUUGGACACGCCGAUAUGAAGUAUGACCCUACAUUGCACCUUUAUCCUACUGUCCACCACACCAUGAAACGCACAUACGUAGAGCCGGAGCGCAAGGCCAAGUCGGUGGCUAAGAAGCCCAAGGUAAUUCGGAAGCUCAGUUACGAGGACGAGGUCACUACCUCGCCGGUACUGGGUCUUAGGAUCAAGAAGGAAAGUCCAGAGUUAAAACCACCGGGAUCAUCCUCCGGUAAUAAGAAACCGUUAGGUGAAUUCAUCUGUCAGCUUUGUAAGGAGGAGUACCCGGACCCGUUCUCCCUCGCACAACACAAGUGCUCUAGAAUCGUGCGCGUGGAGUAUCGCUGUCCUGAAUGUGACAAAGUUUUCAGCUGUCCUGCUAACCUGGCCUCCCAUCGCAGGUGGCACAAGCCUCGCCCAACAAACAACGAAGAGGCAACGAAAAAGAUGCAAUUGGAGACACGAACCCACGAUCGACAGUCGGUGGAGGGGAAGGAGAACGCGAGCGAGCUGAGGGUGAACAAUCAGCACCAAAGCACAAUGGAGAGCUCCCAGUGUAAGCGCGCGCUGGACAGCUCCCACAGUCAGGAACAGCUUCUGCGCGGGAGGUCACCGGAUCCACCACCGUAUGAUCAUCGCUAUAGGACCAUCCCGGAAAAAUGUAUCGACCUGCACAACAGGUCGACGGACAGCCCUAGCCUUCUGCUCUGUCCCGAGUCGCCUGAGAUGACCGCGUCUCCGUUUCUAGAACCACCCGGAGCCGAGGAGAUGUACGACUGCCGUUACUGUGGCAAAAAGUUCCGUAGACAGGCUUAUCUCAGGAAACACCUUGCGGCACACGAGACAAUCAAAGCUUCUCCGUACACUCAGUUAGAGAACGGACACAUCACUUUCCCGUGUCACUUGUGCGGAGCGCACUUCCCCUCCGCUGAGAUCCGAGACAAGCACAGACUCUGGCAUGCAAUGAGAGACGAGCUCCUUGUGGGGCCGACAGGGAAAAACGCGGGGCCCGGGGUUUUGGUAAGACCAGAGCUGACACAGGGGGACCAGCAGAUCUACACUUGCAAGCACUGUCCGUCCACCUUCUACAGCUCACCCGGGCUCACUCGCCACAUCAACAAGUCGCACCCAACCGAGACGCGGCAAGUGAUGCUGCUACAAAUGGCGGUUCGACCCGGUUGCUAGAGUACAAUAAUAUGGUUGUCUUUUGUAAUGUAUUACAUUGAAGUUGGUAUUUUAUGAUUUGUGUAACAAGGUAAAAACGUCAUCACAUUAAUUUGCAAUUAUUGAAGCUGAACACACUAACACUGCCUGCUGCAGCGAAGAGGGUACAAUUAAACCUUGCUGAAAUAGUCCAGAGUUAUGUCAUAAGUGUGUAAUAAAAAGAGGGAUUCUGAAUAUUCUGAACAUUUAUCUAAUGUAGUUCCUAUGGAAAGUGUGUUUGUUUGAUGUGGCAUUCCUAUGUAAGCAAGGCUACCAAGACGUAUUUUCAUACAGAAAAUCAAGCUUAUUGUUAGUAUAUAAAAUCUUUUUUUUUCUUUUGUGGUAAAAAAUGUCUUCAUAAUGGUCUUACAGU